Messenger RNA from Mugil cephalus (flathead mullet), 3814 nucleotides. RefSeq names its product DnaJ heat shock protein family (Hsp40) member B2 (gene dnajb2). The transcript is spliced from 9 exons. Gene Ontology annotation, molecular function: Hsp70 protein binding. NCBI's taxonomy places the organism in Eukaryota, Metazoa, Chordata, Actinopteri, Mugiliformes, Mugilidae. The coding region runs from base 289 to 1542 and encodes 417 amino acids. The record is from RefSeq and is a predicted model, not a curated record.
CGGUGACGUAGCAGCUCAGACCAACACAACACUCAGGACACACGCAUACUAACAGUGUGGAGUUCACCGCAAACACAUAACGGUACCGUACCGUAGAGAGAGGGUAUCGGCGUCUGGGCGGUGGCGUGGAAAGGCGAACAGAAAGAGGAGGUGGCUGCACGGCUGUCACGAAGAUAAAGGGGCCGAAUUCCAGACUCUCUUAUAACUAAUUUAUUGUCAACCCGGUGGACAACUGCUCUCUAAUUAGGACUCUGACGGGCAGUGUUCUAGGGUGUGACAGGAGGCAACAUGGUGGACUACUAUAAUAUCCUAGGAGUGCCAAAAACAGCCUCACAGGAAGAAAUCAAGAAGGCGUACAGGAAACUGGCCCUAAAAUGGCAUCCUGACAAAAACCCAGACAACAAGGCAGAAGCAGAGAGAAAGUUCAAACAGCUUGCAGAGGCCUAUGAAGUCCUGUCCGACAAGAGCAAACGUGAGUCAUAUGACAGAUCUAAAGACGAUGGAUGGCAACGCACGGGUUACACCCACUCCAACUCUUCAACGGACUUCACUGGAUUCCCCUUCACAUUCCGCAGCCCAGACGAGGUGUUCAGAGAGUUUUUUGGUGGAAAGGAUCCGUUUGCUGAUUUUUUUGAAGGGAUGCCGUCAUCCUCCAACCUCGGCCCCAGUCGAUUCUUCUCUUUUCCCUCAGCAGGAGCUGGCUUUACCUCGUUCUCAUCAACCUCCAAUUUUAUGAAUGGGAUGGCCAACGAGAGCUUCUUAGGAUCCAACUCUAGCCACACAUGUUCAACUGUUACCAUAAAUGUAAAUGGAAAACGCACCACCAUUAAAAAGGAGAACGGGCAGGAAAGAACGGAGAUUGAGGAGAAUGGGGUGUUAACGAAGGUGUUGAUUAAUGGUGUGGAAGACGAAAUGGCGCUCGCUCUGGAGCUGAGCCGAAGACAGAACCAGUCCAAGCAGGCGACUCAGAAGCCAAAUAUCCAGAACAGACCAUCUGCCCAACCAGAGAGGCCACACCUCAGUCCCAGCCCUUUCUCCGGCUUCGCAGGCACUCAUCGGUCAUUUAGCUCCGCCCCUUCCUACCGCUACAAGGUUGAAGAAAGUAGUGAAGAUGACGACGAAGACGAAGAACUGCAGAUGGCUUUGGCGUUCAGCCUGUCAGAAUUGGAAGCCCAGCAGAGAGCUGCUGCCGCCGACCGCAUAUCAGGUGCCGGGGGUGUGGGCAGAGUCAGGAUUAACAAAGCUAGGGGCCUCGGAAAUGACGUGGGAGUAAAGAGAGAAUUUUUAAAUGUGGAAAGAAAUGCGAAGAUUGUUGUAGAGGAUAAACGUGCAAAUGGUCAGUUUAAAAUGGACUCCGAACCUGGAGUUGAGAGUGAAACCGAGAAAAAGAGAACCAGGGUGCCAGACCUCUCUCCCGAGUCACCCUCAACAGCCAGCACUACACCGCAAAGUCAGAGCAGUGAGGAGAGGUUUCAGCCCGCGAUCAACACUAAUGCCGGCUGCGUGAAAAAGAAAAAGAAGUGUGGGUGCGUGGUGUGCUAAUGAAGUGUCGUUUACAUUUGAGAUGCCUUAUACUUACCUCGGUGUUUUGCCUACAGCCUAAUGCAAUGUGAUGGCCGUGCCUAAACUGACCACAGGGCUUUCUUGAAACCUUGACAAGAUUUGUGUUUCUCAGCCAAAUUAGAAAGUCCCACUUAAUCUGGCAAUGCAGCUAAAACUAUUUUCUUUUGUGCACGCAAACCGUUGUAGAGGAUUGCUUCUGAACGUAAGUAAACGUGAUAAAUGUUCACAUGGAUUGAAAAGAAAGAGUGGGAUUAUGUGGGGCGUUGUAUGUAGUGGACUAGUGGUGAGGGUGGGUAGGUGUGAGCACUGUUGAAAAUCAGCUUGAAAGGGAUAGGGUUGUUUUUUUUUUUUUUACUUGUGGAGAUUAAGGUCAGGGUACGGUAAGAAGCACAUUCCAUUGUGUCAAGGUCUACAUAACAACAGAAGUAAAAAGGUGUGUGUGUCUGUGUGGUUUUCAGUGUGUGUUUGGUGUGUUUGGGUUCAGUGAGACCCUGCCGUAGAAUGUCCUCAUUCAGAUUGUAGGUCGGAUCUGAAGAAGGGUACAGAACUCUCUGUGGCGAUUUUCAUAAUAACAUACGUACAGACUCAUUUACUAAACUACCGUAACCUGCCGGCUGUAGACUGUAUUUUGGGCAAAGCACUUUACAUUAGAAAGCAAAGCCUUUCUUUGACUGUCCUGUGACUGGAACAGUCACCAAAAAUCAUUAUCUAAAUCUUUGCCUUUACACGUUUUAACUACUCGUGUGUUGCGUUUACUAAACUUAAAUGAACGCUGCAAAUGGCAAAGCUGUGUGUGAGUACCUCGGAGCGGAGAAUGAGUACUUGCAUGUUGUUUUUAAAAUGUGCAAUAUUGUGUUUACAUAUAUAUGAAUUCCCCUAAACGCUAAACCUGCUCCAGUUGAAUUAUCACAUGUGGUGCGAAAUUACCAAGACUGUACGUCAGGAGAAGCUACAUAACCUUCUUUCCUAAUGCACUGAUUCUCACCAGGCUUUUUCCUGAAAAUAAUUAAAAUAACUUCUGGGAUGAAAUACAUGUUUUAAUACUUUAAAAUGAAAAGGAAGUACAUGGAAGGCAUGUUUAUAUGAACACAGACAGGUUAGGUGAAUGUUAUGGACUGUUUGGUUGUCAUGGUAGCUGUCAGUUAGUGGAGAUAUUGGGCAGCAAGACAAACAUUUUGUCCUCGAAGUUUAUGUGGUGGAAGCAAGAAAAAUGGACACGUAGAAAGGUUUGAGCAACUCUGACAAGCGUCCACUUAUAAUGGCUGGUAUCUUGUGUGGUGCUCCUUGUUUGCAGUGCUUAGUACUUAUUAAGUGGAUUCCAUGUCUCAGUGCGUAGGGGGACACAAUAUCAGGCAGGCUGUCAUAAUGUUGAUUGUUGGAUUGUAUUAUUGUUCUAUUUCCACAUUGCUGACGAUCAGUAUCCAGUUCUGCUGAGUUGGGUAUAACAUCCACUAAAUCUGUGAUUCAUUGUGUGGACGGGGCAUGUGUGGUAUGUUUCACCUUUCCACCGAACCUGGCCGCUAUGUACAAAGCAGUUAAUAAUGUCACACACACAUAUUUGUCUGCACAGUCCUAGAAACAAGGACAGAGUGUCUGAAUGAGAGGGAGGUCUGAGUUGUUGAAUGGCCAUCUAGUUACCAUGGUGAUCCUAAACCCAAAUGUUCCUUGUUGCAGACGUUUAAUGAAGUAAAAGCGGCGUUAUUGGUGAAUAAUCAUCGUAACUGUUUUAAUGUGAUUCUUUCCAUGAGAAGAAAUUGUGCCGGUGCCAAAACGCGAAGGUGUCAAAAUUGCUCGUACUAAAAGUAAUAUGUAAAGAUAUGCGUAAAGAAUGAUAAUCAUUUUCUACUAUAUUAUAAAGACAUGCCUGUACAUAUGAUAAUCCUAUCACAGGCAGUGUCUCUUUCCCUAUUUUUAUACUCAUACAGAUCAAUGUUUUUGGUUUUGAUAAAUACUGACACAUAUUUUCACGAGUGCUUGAUUUAUUUAACAUUGUAUGACAUUUGCUUUCACUUAAACCAUUAAUCAGCAAAAUAAUAGUGCGACAAAAGUGAUUCAUAGUCAUGUGUUAUUCCUUCUCUCUAAACUGUAAAUUGUGUGGAGAGGGGACGCGCGUGAAAUAUUUUAUAAAAAAACAAAUAAUAAUAAUCUGCUUUUAUUAUUUGUACUAUACUGAAAUACCAUGUGUUGAUGUUCCUUUUAUUUUCAGAUUGUUAAGGCGGAAAUAACAAAUAAAGAUUAAGCCAAAAUAUGA